UCCACGCUCUCUCUCUCUCGUUCGAAACCUGAAAACAGAAAAACGAAACAAAUUUAAAAGUAUUUUCAGAGUAAUGGGAGACUGUACUAAGAACACUCAACGAAUUUCUGGUACUGCAGAAGAAGAGAUGAAAGAAGAAGAAAAGACUUCAAACACAAGCAUGCUUUCUAAGAGAACAAAAUUUACUUCACAACAGUUGGACGAUUCGGUGAACAACGACAACGAACCAUCAGCCAACAAUGCGCCUAAAAAAGAUCACGUUUCUGUGAAAACGGUGACAUCCUCUCCUUUCCUCUCCGCUCCUCGAUCCUCUAGCAAUAACUCGCUUCAAGUCGUCAAGGAUUCCUUGAGUUUCGCAGAUCUGGAGUUGGGACUGAGGAGUCAUCAUAAUAAAUUUCGCGUUUAUUUAAGGGAGGUUACCAGCUUUGAAACGGAUGUCGAUACAAACAACAAAAAUUUCAGGUUUUCUGUCAGGAAGGCGAGUCCGUUGAGAGAGAUUUGCGUAGGCUCACUGCAAGCCUCAAUGGAUUCACAACCGAAUAGGCCGCAAGUGUCUCCCCGUAGAAUUGCACAGGCAGAGGCUGUUUCAGCGGCUAGGAUGCCGUCACUGGUGGAGAUCGAUGAGUUUUUCGCUGCAAGUGAGAAGGCUGAGCAGAAACGAUUUGCAGAGAAGUACAACUAUGACAUCGUGAAGGAUGUGCCGCUUGAAGGUCGCUACCAGUGGAUUCAACUGAAGCAAUGAAAUGGAAAAGAGAGAGGAAGAGACGGAAGGACAAAAAGGCUAAAGUCACAGUGGGUGGUACAGAAUUUAUACAAGUCGGGUGAUUUGUUAAUGGUUACACUGUACAGCUUUCCCUAUCUAAAUAUAUAUAAGAAGCUAGCUCAAUUCUGCUCACUCAGUCUGGUUUUCAGCACCAAAUACUAAUCAGAAGAGAGAAGCUUCUUAUUCUACAAACAUAUAAAAAUUAAAAUUUCUCAUA
Mangifera indica (mango) is the source of this 980-nucleotide messenger RNA. RefSeq names its product cyclin-dependent kinase inhibitor 7-like. The transcript has 4 exons. NCBI's taxonomy places the organism in Eukaryota, Viridiplantae, Streptophyta, Magnoliopsida, Sapindales, Anacardiaceae. The coding region runs from base 74 to 742 and encodes 222 amino acids. Gene Ontology annotation, cellular component: nucleus. The record is from RefSeq and is a predicted model, not a curated record. Gene Ontology annotation, biological process: negative regulation of cyclin-dependent protein serine/threonine kinase activity. Gene Ontology annotation, molecular function: cyclin-dependent protein serine/threonine kinase inhibitor activity.